CGUCCCUGGUUGUGGUGAAUACUAGACUCAGUCAACUCAUAACUAAGGUACUCAUGGUUGUGUUGUUCAUCGUCUGCCUGACUCAUUACAUGCAUCCAAGUGCGAUUACUCAUUUUGAAGUCAACAAUCAAAAAAGUAUCAUUUUUUCAAUUGUUUUUUUGUAAAAACUUUCGUGAAAAGUUUUCAAAUUUCAUGAAAAAUGUGAACUUACUUAAUUUGAAAAGUAAAGUGUGCUGUACAUACAAUCUUGGUCGUGUUUACCGGUGAUUUUUUGUGAGAAAGUGUGAAUUGACAAAAAAUUGCAAAGUUUAUUCAUCACAAUCAUGGUUCAUCAUUGGCAAAGUCAACAUGUCCAAAUCAUAUCAGGAGUGGACGAUAUGGUCCUUCUUCCUAAAAUUACUGAAGAUGCCAUUAUGGAGAAUUUACGGAAACGAUAUAUGGAUGACUACAUAUAUACAUGCAUCGGUCCUGUCUUGGUAUCCAUCAAUCCUUUUAAGCAAAUGCCUUACUUUGGAGAGAGGGAAGUUCAAAUUUAUCAAGGCGCAGCCCCUUAUGAAAAUCCACCCCACAUUUAUGGAUUAGCUGAUGAAAUGUACCGGAACAUGUUGAUAGAUGUCGAGAGUCAAUGUGUCAUCAUAAGCGGCGAGUCAGGCGCCGGUAAGACGAUUGCUGCCAAGUAUAUAAUGGCUUAUAUAUCAAGAGUUAGUGGAGGUGGAGAACGUGUACAAAGAGUGAAGGACAUUAUCUUAGAAUCCAAUCCACUCCUAGAAGCCUUUGGAAAUGCCAAAACUCUUAGAAAUAACAACAGCAGUCGAUUUGGAAAAUACGUAGAAAUGCAAUUUGGAGAUGGAGGUCAACCAAUUGGUGGUAAAAUAUCAAACUUUUUACUUGAAAAAUCUCGAGUAGUAAGACACAAUAGUGGUGAAAGAAACUUCCAUAUUUUUUACCAACUGACAGCUGGAGCAAAUGAACAGAUGAAAUCGGAAUUUGGUUUAAGACAUGAACUUAAUAACUGUGAUUAUUUGAUGAGUUGGGAUGGAAACCGUUUAAAAAUUGGCGAUCGAGGAAGUGGUAAUGAUGCCAAGGAUUUCCAAGAAACGCUUAAAGCUUUGAGCGUCAUGGACAUCAAAGAGGCUGAUGUAUUUGAUAUAUUAAAACUCGUAGCAGGCAUUCUUCACAUAGGAAAUAUAAAAUUUCAAGAGAACGGAAAUUAUUCUCAGAUUAUUGACAACAAAGCUCUCCAAUUGCCGGCAUAUCUUCUUGGAAUUCCGGCGGAAAGGCUUUCACAUAAAUUGACAUCACGUGGAUUUGAAUCUAAAUGGGGAAGUCAGUCAGAGAGUGUUGAUGUUACUUUGAAUGUCGCUCAAUCACUUUAUACUCGUGAUGCUUUAGCCAAGGAUAUUUAUGCAAGACUCUUUGAUUAUUUAGUAAAAAGAGUUAAUUCAGCGAUGGAAAAUUCAUAUGAUUCUCUAGAAAUAGCUAUUCUCGAUAUUUAUGGAUUCGAAAUAUUUGAGAAUAAUGGCUUUGAACAGUUUUGCAUAAAUUUUGUGAAUGAAAAAUUGCAACAGAUAUUUAUUGAAUUGACAUUGAAAGCAGAACAGGAAGAAUAUAUUGCUGAGAAUAUUAGAUGGACACCAAUAGAUUACUUUAAUAACGCAGUAGUCGUAGACCUCCUUGAAGGCAGGCGACCUCCAGGAAUUUUUCUAGUUCUUGAUGACGUUUGUGCAACUCUUCAUGGUGGUAGUAAUGCUGCAGAUUCUGACCUGCAAAAAAAACUUUCCGGCAUUGCAAGUGGCCACGCUCAUUUCCACAGUACAUCCAAUGGUUUCGCCAUUCUACAUUACGCUGGUCAAGUGGUUUAUUCCACGGAUGGAUUUUGUGAUAAAAACCGUGAUGUUUUAUUUCCAGACUUAAUUGAACUCAUGCGUAGUAGCACGAAUCGCCUGGUACAGACGUUAUAUCCACAAGAAGAGAUGACAAAUAACACUAAGACGUUAAAGAUGCGACCAACUACUGCAGGAAGUAAAAUUCGCAGUCAAGCAAGUCGAUUAGUAUCUCAAUUAACUAAAUGUACUCCACAUUAUAUUCGAUGUAUUAAACCUAAUGAAACAAAAAAACCAAAAGACUGGGAUUCUUUAAGAGUUAAACAUCAAGUAGAAUAUCUUGGAUUGAAAGAAAAUAUACGAGUAAGAAGAGCAGGUUUUGCAUAUAGAAGGCCAUUUGCUAAAUUCCUUCAUAGAUAUGCUAUUUUAACAAAAGAAACUUGGCCUUAUUGGAAUGGAGAUGAAAAGCACGGUGUCCAAUGGAUCAUGUCGAGCAUUCACAUAGAAGAAAGCCAGUAUCAGCUAGGGAAAACCAAAGUUUUUAUUAAAGCACCAGAAAGUCUAUUUAUGCUUGAAGAAGCUCGUGAUCGUAAAUAUAAUUUUUAUGCUCGAAUAAUUCAAAAAUCUUUCAAGAAGUACUUUGCUCGAAAGAGACAAGAUGCUGAGAAACAGGCUGCGACGGAUUUAUUAUUCGGUCAUAAGCAACGACGAAGAGCAAGUCUAGAACGAAAUUUUGUUGGAGAUUACAUUGGAAUUGAUGGUCGUCCUGGAAUUUCUCGUCUAUUGGGUCGAAGAGAAAAAGUGGUCUUCGCUGAGAUAGUCAAGAAAUAUGAUAGGCGUUUUAAGAUGUGUAGGCGGGAUUUGAUUGUAACAGACCAUUGUUUAUAUUUAAUAGGUCGAACGGAAAAAUCAAAGAAAGAGUCAAGUAAAAAAACUCAGAGAACGGUUGAAGAAGUAAUAAAAAGAAAAAUAACAUUUGAACAAAUCAGUCAUGUAUCUGUAAGUACAUUACAAGAUGAUUUUGUGAUUAUUCAUGCAAAAGAAGACUAUGCAAGUUUAUUACAAAUAAUGUUUAAAACAGAAUUUUUAUCAGUAUUGAAUAAAAAAUAUCUUCAACAUUUGGGACAUCCUCUGAAUAUUAAAUUUAGUAAUAGCCUAGAAUUCAAAGUUAAGAAAGAAGGCUGGGGCGGAGGCGGUACACGUCAAGUUAAAUUUUCUUUGACUGGAUAUGGUGAUAAAGAGUUUCUGAGACCUCAAGGAAAAGUUUUGAAUGUAAUUAUUGGUCCAGGAAUGCCUUCAACAUCAAGACCAUCUCAUUCUUCAAAAUCUCGAGUAAAUCUUGCAAAUAAUUACUAUCAACCUAUAGGUGGAUAUUAUAACGUAAACAAUAAUACAGAAGUUUUAGAAAAGCAUAAUCUUCAUAAAAGUGAACAAGGGGUUUUAGAUAAAAAAGUUACUCCGGUUUUUCAUCAAGAAUCAGGAACUAUAUCGAAAGCUGCAUCUUUAUCAAGAAACACAGUUACUUCUCGACCUCAACUACCUCCGAAUAGACCAAAUGUCUGUCCAACUUAUAAAAUUCAAACAAACGCCAACAAAACAGUUCCGGCUCUUACAGCAACACUCGGUAAAAUUUUAAAUAAUCCAUCAGGAGGUCCAAGAUCGGGCUUUAUACGACCUCCACCUCCACCGUCUGACCCAGCACCUCCUAAUCAACCAGUUGUACAUGCAGGCUUCACUGCUAUAAACAACCAAAGACUGACAGCUCAAGAUAAUAAAAUAAAUGAUCGUCUCUCUGAUGGACAGCGUAUUAACCAGAUAAAUGAUCCUAAUCAAAGACUAGCAGAAACUUUGCGGAUGCAUUCAGACAAUAAAAAUAAGCAAAAAUUGCCGCCCAGACCACCACCAGUAUCUCAAUACCCAAGAGUUAAAGCUUUAUACGAUUAUGAACCCCAAGAUCUUGAUGAACUUGGGUUGAAAGAGGGGGCUGUUAUUGAAGUAAUAAAAGAACAUGAAGGGGGAUGGUGGUUUGGUCGUUGGAAAGGGAAAACUGGUCUUUUUCCGUCAAACUAUGUUGAAAAAAUCUAAGUCAGUCAACUAAAAAUUAUAUACUUUAACAUUAACUGGAAUUUAAUAUAAAAAUAACGACAAUAAUAGUCAAUGUAAAUAUUGUAAAAUAUGUGAAAUAUUUUUCCGAUG
Molecule: messenger RNA, 4019 nt
Organism: Chelonus insularis
Lineage: Eukaryota; Metazoa; Arthropoda; Insecta; Hymenoptera; Braconidae
Product: unconventional myosin-Ie-like
Exons: 10
Coding region: 324-3908 (1194 amino acids)
Biological process (GO): vesicle transport along actin filament; actin filament organization
Cellular component (GO): vesicle; actin cytoskeleton; myosin complex
Molecular function (GO): microfilament motor activity; actin filament binding; ATP binding
Source: RefSeq, a predicted model, not a curated record